This is a messenger RNA of Drosophila gunungcola (fruit fly), 968 nucleotides long. RefSeq names its product transcription factor Adf-1. Gene Ontology annotation, biological process: regulation of transcription by RNA polymerase II. The coding region runs from base 162 to 764 and encodes 200 amino acids. The transcript has 2 exons. The record is from RefSeq and is a predicted model, not a curated record. Lineage: Eukaryota; Metazoa; Arthropoda; Insecta; Diptera; Drosophilidae. Gene Ontology annotation, cellular component: transcription regulator complex; nucleus.
CUCCCAUUUCCACCUCACCACCCCAGGUGUGGUGAAAUUGAGUGCCCAACCACCCUGUUCUUUGGUGCCUGCAUAUUUGCGAACUGGAAUAACGGUCACACAUAUCCGCUAACCAUUUGUUUACAAAACUUGUUAUUUGUUUUCAUUUUGAAAAUAUUGAAAUGUCGGAGUUUGACACGCGACUUAUAGAGUUGGUGAGGGCCAAUCCCAAGCUCUAUGAGCGGGAACUAAGAAGCACGCCCUAUGAGGCCAAUAAAAAACGGAAUACGGAAAUCUGGCGCAGCAUCUCCACUUCUUUGAACACAGAUGCUAGUGCCUGUCUUAGUCGUUGGAACCAUCUGGCGGCCAAGCACCGACGGGAGUUGUCCAAAGAAAAGGCCGGAGGCGCUGGAUCCGACUGGAGCCUCCUGCCUCAACUACAUUUCCUACAACAUCAUCACCAUCCAAUAAAUCAUCGUAAUUCGGGGGAUGUGAGUAGAAGCUCCAUGAAAUCCAUCGAGGAAGUCAACGACGAGGAGGAUCCGCUGCAGGAGGCCAUGGAUGAGCAGUUGGCUGUGGCGGGAGCCCCUCCACCAGCACCCACAAAUCCUGCUGCUGCUGCUCCGUCAGCUGCUCCCGCUAAAACGGAAAAAAGGAUCGAGGCAUUGCUCGAAGGACUCGGAGAAGCAAAUCGUAUCAAGGCGGAGAAAAGGAUUCUGGCCUACCUUUGCAAAUGCAAUCUGCGCGCCCUCAACGAAGAGCAAAUCGAUGAUAUAGUUAUUUAGGAAUUUAACAAUAGUAGGAUACAAUAGAGGAUACUGUUUUCAUCUAGAAUCAUUUGUAAAUUUGAUCUUUACUUAAUUCAAAUUUAAAAUCAAUCGAAAUCAUCACACUAACACUCUUAAAUUGAAACUAAAAACUGAAUUGUAAAUCAAGUUAUGUUUAAUUGUUUUAAGUUUAUUCUAGGGAGACAUAAUCAAAAUUAAGAA